Dendronephthya gigantea is the source of this 1107-nucleotide messenger RNA. RefSeq names its product complement component 1 Q subcomponent-binding protein, mitochondrial-like. The record is from RefSeq and is a predicted model, not a curated record. The transcript has 8 exons. NCBI's taxonomy places the organism in Eukaryota, Metazoa, Cnidaria, Anthozoa, Malacalcyonacea, Nephtheidae. Gene Ontology annotation, cellular component: mitochondrial matrix. Gene Ontology annotation, biological process: cytosolic ribosome assembly. Bases 70 to 876 code for a protein of 268 amino acids.
GCCAUUUUGAAUGGUAUUCUUCAUAAAACCAAUUCUUUUUUUUCAAUUUGUCUGCAAUAUAUUAUUUCAAUGGCAAGUUUCAAAGUAUUUAAUAGGUUAAUACCACGAAAAAACUUUUGUAGUAUUUUUCGAAAGAAUAUCUCGACAGUGAAACGUUCAAUUUUAUAUGUUGGGAAUACUGCUCCAUCGUUUCAGAAUAGAGCUGGUUUGCUUGCUAGUACAUCGCUCUCGUUUUCAAGAGUUUGUGGCUGUGGAAUGCACAAUCAUAUUUCAGAAGGGGAUCAACAACUGUUAGCAUUUUUGAAAGAAGAGUUGAAUUAUGAAAAUGAAACAAUGAAAAAUCUUGAGAAACCAAAACUGGAAAUCUUCAAUCAACCAGAUGAUUUGAAGAAUAUGAGGUUUAAAUUGACUCAUUUGAUAAAUGGAGAAAGGAUAGUUGUUUCUUUCGAUGUUGACCAAACUAUUAAUCAUGAGACAUUUGACGAUGAUGAAGGGACAAAUGAUGGGCAGAUGACAUCAUAUCCAUCCUUUUCUAUUCAGAUCAUCAAAGAUUCGGGUGAAACAUUGCUUUUUAACUGUGAAUACAAUAUUGAUGAUGACAGCAGCUCGGACAGCAGUGGAGAGGAAGACAAUGAAUUAUUUACAAUCACUAAUGUUAGUUUAUUACCACAUCCUGACGCUGAUCAGACUGGAAUCUACCAUUGUGAAACUGAAAAUAUGGAUUAUAAUCUUUAUGAGCUUUUGAUUGGAAUGCUGACGGAACGUGGUAUCAACAAUGAAUUUCUGGUUGAUCUACUAAGGAAAAGUACAAUACUCGAACAUCAACAGUACAUUCAGUUUUUAGAGGGGUUGCAAGAUUUUCUCUCACAAAAGUAAAGCCAAGGUGCAUUGAGUCCGGUACUACUUGAAAAUACUAUGUGGCGCAUGGGGCUGGGAGGCACUGAAAGAUCCCCCAAAAAGAUAUAAGAGUGGCAUAAAGUGUGGGCUGGUGUUGUGAUGUAAGUCAUAUAAUUAAUGGAGUUUCAGCUUUUAGACUUUUGUGCCAUGUAAUUGCAUUUCCCACAAUAAGAGAUAGUCCUGUACCUGCAAAUGGUUUUAAAUGCUGUG